This is a messenger RNA of Diaporthe citri, 1560 nucleotides long. RefSeq lists its product as uncharacterized. The coding region runs from base 1 to 1560 and encodes 519 amino acids. Lineage: Eukaryota; Fungi; Ascomycota; Sordariomycetes; Diaporthales; Diaporthaceae. Gene Ontology annotation, cellular component: plasma membrane. Gene Ontology annotation, molecular function: dipeptide transmembrane transporter activity; allantoate transmembrane transporter activity. The record is from RefSeq and is a predicted model, not a curated record. The transcript is spliced from 5 exons. Gene Ontology annotation, biological process: dipeptide transport; transmembrane transport; allantoate transport.
AUGUCCUCCGCCAAGGAUCUCAGGAUAGAGAAGGACGGGGAGGUCGUCUCCUCCGCGCCCGCGGCGGAGGCGGGCACGAUGGGGUCGGCGUCCGUGGACCACGGCGUCGAGUCCAGCUCGGACGAGUCGCUCGACGACAGCUACCAGGUGUUCAAGGCGACCGAGGACCUUCAGGUCGACCCGGCCGAGGCGAAGCGCGUGGUGCGAAAAAUCGACUGGAGGGUGGUGCCUGUGCUGUUCAUCACAUAUAUGCUACAGUACCUCGACAAGAAUUCCCUGAACUUUGCCAGCGUAUAUGGUCUUAAGAAGGGGACAGACUUGCACGGGCAGGAUUACUCGUGGCUAGGAUCGAUAUUCUACUUUGGCUACCUCGUCGCGCAGUUCCCGUCGUCGUUCGCGCUCCAGGCCUUCCCUAUCGGCAAGUUCGUCAGCAUCAUUACCGUGCUAUGGGGAGCGAUCCUGAUGACGACGCCGGCGUGCACGUCUUUCGCCGGCAUCGCAACGAACCGGUUCCUGCUGGGGUUCUUCGAGGCGGCCAUCAACCCGGCCUUCGUGCUAAUCAUGAGCAUCUGGUACACGUCCGAGGAGCAGCCGCUGCGGCUUGAGGCGUACUACUGCACCAACGGCAUCGCGACCAUGUUCGGCGGCCUCAUCGGCUACGCGGUGGGUCAUAUCACGACGGGCAUCGCGCGCUGGAUGUAUGUCUUCAUCAUCUUCGGCUCGCUCAGCGUCUUCUGGGGCUUCGUCAGCCUGAUCGUGCUGCCGGACCUCCCGUCGAUGGCCAGGUUCCUCGACGAGCGCGAGAAGGCUAUUGCCGUCGACCGCGUCGCGCGCAACAGACAGGGUGUCAAGAACCGCCACUUCCGCAAGUACCAGGCCGUACAGUGCAUCGAGGACCCAAAGACGUGGAUCUUGUUUGUGCUUGCUGUCGCUGCGCAGGUGCCCAACGCCGCCAUCACCAGCUUUACCAGCAUCAUCAUCAACAGCUUCGGAUUCGACACCCUCGGCUCGCAGUACCUGCAGAUCCCCGGCGGUGCGGUCCAGUUCCUGGCGCUCAUCAUUGGCGGCUGGGUAUGCACCAAGUGGCCGCAGAGCCGGUGCAUCACCAUGAUCGUGGCCAACACCAUCUGUAUCAUCGGGGCGGCCUUGCUGGUCGGCCUGCCGGAUAACAACAAGUGGGGACGCCUGGUGGCACUCUGGCUGUGCUACUUCCAAGGGCUGGGAUUCAGCAUGUCUCUGACGAUGAUAUCGUCCAACAUCGCGGGCAGCACCAAGAAGCAGCUCACCGCCGCCAUAUUGUUCACCGGCUAUUGCGUUGGCAACAUCAUCGGGCCACAGACCUUUAUAGACAGUGAAGCUCCUGGAUACCACAGCGCGUAUAUCGCCAUGCUUGUCGGGUACACGAUCAAGCUGCUGGCCGUGGUGGUGCUGUACAUUUACAUGUGGCGGGUCAACAAGGCGAGAGACGCGGCAGGGCACACCGACGACCGGGCGGCGAUCGAGAGGGGAAUGCACGACGAGACUGAGCUGGACAAUCCCGGGUUCAGGUACUCGCUCUGA